AUGGCACAAAUCAUUGUUGCUAUACAAAUGGUAUAUGAGCAGAAGUAUCUGAAUCAGUAUGAUGUGCCAGCACUGUUUGCUGUUGGGCUCGAAGGUUUGUUCGGUAUGACUAUUUUGUCUGUAUUGAUGGUGCCAAUGUAUUACAUUCAUGUCCCGCACACUUUUUCCACAAAUCCGGAAGGAAGACUCGAGGAUAUUUUCUUCGCCAUGAAGGAAAUCUCUGAACAGCCGUGGAUUGCUGUAGCUCUAGGUGGAACCGUUGUCAGUAUUGCUUUCUUCAAUUUCGCUGGGGUUUCCGUUACCAAGGAGCUUUCGGCUACAACUCGAAUGGUUCUUGACAGUGUCAGAACGUUGGUCAUUUGGGCGUUCAGCAUUCCAUUCUUCGGAGAACAGUUCAUUCCUCUUCAGCUUGUUGGUUUUGCACUGCUUAUUCUUGGCAUGUUUGUCUACAACGACAUACUGAUCGGUCCAUGGUUCCGGCGACGUGUGCUUCCAAACAUGGGAGACUCUAAUCUGUGCACCAGGUGCUGGUUCUCGAUAUGUGGAGCUGAUUUGGAUGAAGUGGAUCAGGAGAGUUUAAUAAACGAUGAUGUAUAA
Messenger RNA from Haemonchus placei, 597 nucleotides. Lineage: Eukaryota; Metazoa; Nematoda; Chromadorea; Rhabditida; Trichostrongylidae. The record is from the annotation of a GenBank genome assembly.